UCAAAGACAGAUACCAGCUCAAUAAAGAAAAUGUCAAAGAACUCCAAGAAAGAAAAGAAGAUAAAGGAUAUUCGGGAACGUUCUAGAGAACAUAGGCUAAGAAAGAAGAAAUACCUAGAGGACUUGACCAACAAAGUAACAUUACUUGAGAACCAAGUUGAAGCUUUAAAGUCUGAAAACAACAGACUCCAAGACAUAGUGGCAAAGUACGAAUCAGAAGGCAGGCCAGAUUCCGGAUGUGCUCCUACAAAUAAUAUGAUACACAACUAGCCAACUCAAGCUAUUCCCUAUAAAAAGGAACGAAGAUUAUGUAUUCAAUUACAUUUGGCCAAAGAUGUUGAAGAAUCCUGAUGAGAUCAGGUACACCAUGCUGGAUAAGGCAGCUAAUGAUAUUUAUGAGUGGAACAAAGACCGCAAGGAUUAUGUUAAGGAGCAAUUUAAGAAUAUCCUAGAUGGAAUGGCCUCAUUCAACUCGAAAUGCUUCUGAGUGAUUUACAACACUAUCCCAAGCCGUAAGUAUAACAGCUAUCUCCGAUCAAAAUAAGAGAAAGCACAAGUAUAUCCAAAAAGAGUGUGAAUCAGUGCAGGACAUCUUCUUUCAGUAUGAUUUCUCAGAAGAAUUGACUAAAAUAAUGCUUAAAUGCAGCAAGGUGGCAUCUAAAGGAUUGAAGGAGCUAUCCAAAAUUGCUCGAGAAUUGGUAGUUCUCAGAAACAGACUUCUGAAUGCCUAUAAUGUGAUGGAAGAAUACUUCGAUGCUAAUCAAGAGAUGUGGAUCAAAUAUGAUAAGGAAGAUGUAGUCAAGUUUAUCAAGAUCUUUAGUGAGAUGAAGAUCAGGAAGAUGGUCACAAAUCAUUCUGCUUGGCAGAUACCGAAGAAAAAUCAUACAAGUGAGAAUUAUGAAGAAGGGGAGAUGACUGAAGAGGAGCUGUAGUUU
Molecule: messenger RNA, 935 nt
Organism: Moneuplotes crassus
Lineage: Eukaryota; Ciliophora; Spirotrichea; Euplotida; Euplotidae
Source: the annotation of a GenBank genome assembly